This is a messenger RNA of Microsporum canis CBS 113480, 927 nucleotides long. Its product is annotated as RNA exonuclease 4. Gene Ontology annotation, molecular function: 3'-5' exonuclease activity; nucleic acid binding. The coding region runs from base 1 to 927 and encodes 308 amino acids. Gene Ontology annotation, biological process: rRNA processing; ribosomal large subunit assembly. NCBI's taxonomy places the organism in Eukaryota, Fungi, Ascomycota, Eurotiomycetes, Onygenales, Arthrodermataceae. The record is from RefSeq and is a predicted model, not a curated record. Gene Ontology annotation, cellular component: nucleus. The transcript is spliced from 2 exons.
AUGGAACGAAAGGAACUUUCAAGCAAUUGGAGGAAGCUUCAGCAGACUCUCAAGUCCAGUAGCACAUCGACUGGCAAAGAUACUUCUGCGAAAAAACGGGCAUCUGCUGGUGGCUCACUGGCAUACAAUGACGGCGUAAAAAGAAGGAAACUGUCAUCGUCACUGAAAAGCCUGACGGCUACUGGUAGAGACACGGGCCGUGGACACACAUCUAAGCGACGGAAAACCAUGUCUACCGUUACAGUAGCUGCUGAUGCAGACGUUCCUGCGGUAACAUCUUCCAACCAAACAGCUUCCGAUAAAGAUUUAGUGAAUAUAGGACUAUCCCCAGACAUCGAAGUGGGAAAGUACAUUGCAAUCGAUUGCGAGAUGGUUGGCGUGGGACCAGACCCCGACAAAGACUCGGCGCUAGCUCGCGUCAGCAUCGUGAACUACAAUGGUGAUCAAGUGUAUGAUUCAUAUGUCCGGCCUAAAGAAAUGGUCACCGAUUGGCGCUCAUCGGUAAGCGGCAUCCUACCAAAACACAUGGUCGAGGCGCGAUCCCUAGAGACCGUCCAGCGAGACGUAGCAAAAUUGCUUGACAAUCGUAUUUUGAUCGGACAUGCUGUGCGGAACGAUCUAGAUGCGUUACUACUUAGUCAUUCGAAACGUGACAUUAGAGAUACCAGCCGAUAUCCGCCGUACCGAAAGUUUGCAGGCGGCGGGUCACCGAAGCUGAAAGUGUUGGCUUCAGAACUGUUAGGAUUGGAGAUACAGGGUAGUGCACACUCAAGUGUUGAAGAUGCCAGGGCAACAAUGAUGCUUUUCCGUAGGGAUAAAGAGGGAUUUGAGAGAGAGCAUGUGAAGAGAUGGCCUGUACGGCCGGUCCCAUCGGCGAAUGGGUCAGGAGAGAAGAAAAAGAAGAAACCGAAGAAGAAAAAGAAGUGA